UGCGUGAUCCUUUCCUUAAAGGACUGGGACGUGAAAUCAUAUCUACAUGUACAAAUUUGUUUGAAGUUCCAACGCCUAAAAGAUGGAAAACGAUAUUCUUGAUGCUUUAGAAGAUUUAGGGUGCAACAUUCCAUUUGUGAAGGAAGAAGGAGCAUUUACCAGAGCAAUAGAAGGAGAGCUGCUGACAUUUGACUUCAUGUCACUUUGUGUUUGGCUACUUACAGAGCUUAAAAAAGUCUGCCCUCUUGGUGAAAGUUUAACAGAAGUAGAAGAUGCUGAGACAUUUAAAUUAGAAAUGAGUGGAAUACUGAAUGAAUUAGGCAACCCACAUCCAGUAUUGUCAGGAACUGACAGUCUAAAUAAUGUCCCUAACCGUCUUCUAUUACUGGAUUAUUUGACCUCUGAACUACAGGCAUGUAGGAUGCUUGACGGUGUUAAAGAUGACAAAAUGGAAAUUGACCAGCAGGCUAUCAGCCCAACAUUAGAGCAUGUCAACUCUAUUCUACUGGCUUUACAAGUGCCAUUACCAACAAAAGAUACAAGUGUCUUCACUAUCUUUUCACAAAUGGAACACACUAUUCGUCAAUUGCUUGGUAAAUUGCCAAAGGAUUUCCUUGGAAAUCCACUCUUACAGAAAAGACUUGGAGAAAGUCAAUGGAAUAAAGUUGAACAAAUUAACAAUCAACUUAAUAGUGAGUAUUCACUAAGGAGACAGAUGUUGCUUAAAAGACUUGAUGUCACCAUUCAGUCCUUUGGCUGGUCAGAUCAAGCUAAAGCAAAGAAAGAUGAAAUGACAACAGUAUUUCAGCCAUUAAGGAGAGCCAUGAGUUCAAGUGCUUCAGUAACUGUUGCUGAUGUUAUUGCUUCACGAACAGAUCUGUUAAGACAACCAAGAACAAGCUCUGGUGCAGAAAGAGAGAAAACUAAAUGUGCGAUUAACAGAGUACUUAUGGGAAAGGUUCCAGACCGUGGUGGUAGACCUUCAACUAUGAACCCUCCACCACCAGAAAUGCCUUCAUUUAGGAAGAGAGAAGAGGCACCCAAGAACCAGAGACCACACAGCAGUAGAGGUGGCCCAGGAGGUCGUGGAAGGGGUGGUGGAAGGGGUGGGCGAGGUGGAAAGGUCCAAGGAGGCUGGGGUGGUGAUGAUCGUGGUGGGCGUGGUGGUCAUGGGAAAUGGGGUGGAGGUAGAGGAGGACAUCGCAAUGAAAACCCUUUUGGACAAGGUGAAAAAUCACAUGGACACAGGGAUGUUUAUUAUAGUUGACAACUGUCAAUUUAUUUAUAUUAUUCAAUAAUAAAAUAUUACAAAUUAUCAUUUCAAAUAUAUGUUUUUCUUCAAUAUGAAAACUAUGAAGAAUCUUUUUCUUGAUUAUGUUGGAGGUUGUUCAUAAAAUGAUACAUAUCAAGCUAGCACUUGUAAUAAUAUGAAUUAUGUUAAUUUGUUUAAUAACGUUAGCUUUAUAGUAAUUUUAAUACUUGUUUCUAUUGUUGUGCCUGAAGUUCAUCCUUCAUUGCGUAUGUUUGUUUUUUGGAUUCAAUUCAAAUAAUUCAAACAAGCCACAGAUGUUUCUUAUGGCAAAUGAAUUUUCCACAACCAGUCAGUCAUUAAAAUUAAUUUUGGUUUCGACACAGUGUAAAUAAUGUACAACAUUGACCUGUUUGUUUAUUGAGCAUCAGUCACGGACUGUAAUGAUAGUUUGAUUGGUGUUA
This is a messenger RNA of Exaiptasia diaphana, 1713 nucleotides long. Its product is annotated as protein FAM98B. The record is from RefSeq and is a predicted model, not a curated record. NCBI's taxonomy places the organism in Eukaryota, Metazoa, Cnidaria, Anthozoa, Actiniaria, Aiptasiidae. The coding region runs from base 83 to 1267 and encodes 394 amino acids. Gene Ontology annotation, cellular component: tRNA-splicing ligase complex. The transcript has 12 exons.